GGAGCGACCUGGUGACGUGAGGAGCGUUCCAUUCCGCCAGCGGUGGGCGGUUGCCACAGCUGGUUUAGGGCCCCGAUUAUUGGGGCCCCUUGUCAGGAGGAGGCAGCCUGCUGUCAGGGAGGAGCAGUCGCUGACACCCUAGGCGGCCGACACGAUCCGUUGAGGGGGGUGGCGGGACAGUGCACUUUCUGCCCUCAGCCGCGGCGGGAGUUUGCUCUCCCGCGUUCAGAUUUUCAUUCGUGUUCUCCUGGGCUGGGCUCGCUUUCCUGGUCUGUGUUCUCGCGCUGAGUCGGUUUCAGAGGAGGGGAUUGUUUGCCAGGGCUAAAAAUUGGAUUUUUGAUGAUGUUUGACCCCGUGGCAACAAUAGAAGGCGACGUGAUUUCAAAGCUAGGCUCAGCCUCUGUUUCUUCUCCUGUGUAGUCACCAAGCGUGUUUUGAACCGGGAACUCCAAUCAUGUCUGUGAUGGUGGUAAGAAAGAAGGUGACACGGAAAUGGGAGAAACUCCCAGGCAGGAACACCUUCUGCUGUGAUGGCCGGGUCAUGAUGGCCCGGCAAAAGGGCAUCUUCUACUUGACCCUCUUCCUCAUCCUGGGGACAUGUACACUCUUCUUUGCUUUUGAGUGUCGCUACCUGGCUGUUCAACUGUCUCCUGCUAUUCCUGUGUUUGCGGCCAUGCUCUUUCUUUUCUCUAUGGCCACACUGUUGAGGACCAGUUUCAGUGAUCCUGGAGUGAUUCCUCGGGCCCUACCAGAUGAAGCAGCUUUCAUAGAAAUGGAGAUAGAAGCUACCAAUGGUGCAGUGCCUCAGGGCCAACGACCACCUCCUCGUAUCAAGAACUUCCAGAUAAACAACCAGAUUGUGAAACUGAAAUACUGUUAUACAUGCAAGAUCUUCCGGCCUCCCCGGGCCUCCCAUUGUAGCAUCUGUGACAACUGUGUGGAGCGCUUCGACCAUCACUGUCCCUGGGUGGGAAAUUGUGUCGGAAAGAGGAACUACCGCUACUUCUACCUCUUCAUUCUCUCUCUCUCCCUCCUUACAAUUUAUGUCUUCGCUUUCAACAUCGUCUAUGUGGCUCUCAAAUCCUUGAAAAUUGGCUUCCUGGAGACAUUGAAAGAAACUCCUGGAACUGUUCUAGAAGUCCUCAUUUGCUUCUUCACACUCUGGUCUGUUGUGGGACUGACUGGAUUUCACACUUUCCUCGUGGCUCUCAACCAGACAACCAAUGAAGACAUCAAAGGAUCAUGGACAGGAAAGAACCGUGUUCAGAAUCCCUAUAGCCAUGGCAACAUUGUGAAGAACUGCUGUGAAGUGCUUUGUGGCCCCUUGCCCCCCAGUGUACUGGAUCGAAGGGGUAUUUUGCCAUUGGAGGAAAGUGGAAGCCGACCUCCCAGUACUCAAGAGACCAGCAGCAGCCUCUUGCCACAGAGCCCAGCCCCAACAGAACAUAUGAACUCUAAUGAGAUGCCGGAGGACACCAGCACUCCAGAAGAGAUGCCACCUCCAGAGCCCCCAGAGCCACCACAGGAGGCAACUGAAGCUGAGAAGUAGCUGAUCUGUGGAAGAGACUUUUGUUUGUGUUUAAUUAGGGCUAUGGGAGAUUUCAGGGGAGAAGAUAAACCUGAGACAGAGAGCAAAUAAGCUGUCCCUUAGUUACUAUUUUCCUUUGGUCUUUAGUCACCUAAUUGAGCACUGGCAUUUUCUUGCUGCAAACUUUUUUUAAAAUUUCUAGACUCAAGGCAGUGACAGAAGAUGCCAGUUACCUCUGGCAACUGGACAAAUGGGUCUCUUGGGACGUGGCACUUGUUUUCCCUUGUCUCAGCCACAAGGUUUGCUUGGACUCCCCCUUCUCUUCCCUUCAGAUCCCAGCUCUCCUGCUGGCAGUCAUUGGUCUCAUUCUGGGACUAAAGAUUCUCAAGACUGGCUCAAGUUCUUUUCAGCUGCUGCAUGUCCUGAGUCCAGAGGCAGUCACAGAGACCUCUGACCAGGGAAUCCCAACUAGACUCUUAGCUCCUUCAGAAUCAAUGAGGAAUGGAGAGUGUGGCUGAAGGAUUCUCCUGGCUAAAAAAGUGCCAGUAUUGCCAGCCAAUCCUUUUAGGAAUAGGGCAGGUACCUUCCACUUGUAUUUAUUCGUGUAGUUUCUCCUUUCUCCCCCAUCCACUCUCUUAACAUCUAAGCCCCACUCUAGAUGAUAUAUGUAAGUAGUCAUAGUAGAGAUAACAAUUUACAUUUCUCAUAGAUUCUCCAGAAACUUCAAUGCCUGUGCUAUUCUCAAUAAGCAUUGAGGAGAUGCCAACAGCAUAGCCCCUCACACUCUCUGUCUCAUCUCCUCUCCUUCCUCAUUAGCCCAUUUUAAUAUUCUUCUUUUGACUCCUGCUCCCAUUAGGAGCAGGAAUGGCAGUAAUAAAAGUCUGCACUUUGGUGGUUCCUUUUCCUCAGAGGAAGCCUGAGUGCUCACUUAAACACUACCCCCUCAGACUUCUUGUGUAAGGCCUCCAGAGGCCCUGAAUGCACAAAUGGGGAAACCAAGGCACAGAGAGGCUCUCCUCUCCUCUCCUCCCCUGCCCUCCCCUCCCCUCCUAUCCCCUCCCUCCCCUCCUCUCUUCUCUUCUCUUCUCCUCUCCCUCUUCAUCCCCACAAAAAAAGAGAAAAAGAAAAAAAGAGAAAAAAUAAGGCUAAACAGUACUUCCAUUAAGCCUCGGCUGAGAGAGGGAAAGCCCAAGCACUGCUGCCCUCCCGGGUAUCCCACUCCAAGGCCUCAGCCCACCUCAGGCAAUGGUAACCACACCAGGGGCUUCAUCUAAGCCCCACUCUUCCAGCACUUCCACCAGCAGAGUCCCAGAGCCACUUCAUCCUGGGGGUGGGCUGUGGCCCCCAGUCAGCUCUGCUCAGGACCUGCACUAUUUCAGGGAAGAAGAUUUAUGUAUUAUAUGUGGCUAUAUUUCCUAGAGCACCUGUGUUUUUCUCUUUCUAAGCCAGGGUCCUGUCUGGAUGACUUACGGGGAUGGGGAGGGGGUGUGAACCAGAACUCUUACUCUAUUUGAAGGCAAUUAAACUGUGUCUAAUGCAAACUGCCUGCCUCCUCCUUCCCCCUCCAUUUCAAGAACCACCAUGGGGAUGUGAAUGUGUUUGUGUGUUGGGUGUGGGGGGGUGGGGGUUGGAAGGGGUUGCUUGUUACCCAUAUUUCCAUUUUCCAGGGUAUCCUUGGGUUGAAGAGACAGCUCUCAAAUUCAACCUCUCCAUUGAUCUAUAUUUCAUUCUAGGCCGAAGUUUAUCUUAUUCUGGACUAUGAAGCAAGGACUUUCUGAGCAAUAUACAGUGUGAACAGAUCAAAAGGAUAGCAAGAUUACAUUUACUUAAGAGAACAUGUUCCUUUUUAGGAUGUUGUUUUUAAGUAGAUGAGCGCUGUUAAUUGCAAAUAAGUCUUGGUUAUUGAAGUAGGCUCACUAGGGCCUCCCCUUGGAGAUAUUUCAUUAGUGAUCUUUUACACGUGAUAGCAUGUAUUUCUUUUCAAAUGUCUAUAAUCAAGACUCCUAUCUCACUUUUUCCAGUUAACGGAAUUCGUGACAUUUGGCUGCUCCCAGGUUUUUUUCUGUGUCUUUCUGUUUUGCUUGUUGUGGGAUCUGAACUUAACAUUCCUGGGGGAGAGAGAGUCAUUGGGAGAGAGAUUGACACAGAUUCCUCUCCUAUCUGCUUCUUGUUUCCCAUUCUUUUUCUGGCUUUCUCAGUUAGAUUUCACUUAGUUCAAAAUAAGGGCAAUCUUGGAGAAUGUGGAAGUUAGGUCUUUUUGGGUUUUUUUUCCGUCAACAGCCCAUCUCCUAUUUUGGGCCAAGAUGGCUUUCUUUCCUCUCUCGACUUACCUCAGCUACUCUCCUGCUCUCCCUUAGGCCAAUCAGAAGAGCUUUCUCUUUCUGAUGGGAAGGAUUAACAUGGAAAUGUCUUAUCUCCAGUGCAAAACGAUUUUUUAAAUCUGCUUCCUCACACUCUUUUGCCCACUUUCUCUUUCUUUAUAAACGUUCUGUAUUUAAGACCUUGGCCUGAAGACCUGUCCCAUUCAUACCAUGUACCUGUUGGGACAGUCCCUAGUCUGAGCUCGGAUCAGAGGAGAGACUGAAGAAUUGAUCUUUCCCUGGGGAAAGGGGCCUUAUAUUGUUUGAUCUUUUCAGUGGCUGACACUCUCUCCAACUCUCCCCUUCCUCUUCAUUCCUCACGAUUCCUAUGCACCCACCCCACUUCCCCAGGCCAGGAUGGUUGGCACUGAUCCAAAACCUCUGAGAACAGGAGAAAUUUCUGUCGUUUUGGUUCUGGGGCCCUCCUGGCCCUAGCUGAGAUCAUCAUUGCCCCUUUUGCACUUUUCCCCAGGAGUGGGGUUGGGUUAGAGGUGGGUUGUAAUUCUAUAGCCACUAAAUUCCAUUUUUCCCAUCCUGACCGUCCUGCCCUUACCCCUGAGGCCUCCUGUCCUACUGACCAAAUCUCUUUACCUUGUUGGGGGGAAAAGUAUUUUGUUUUUAAAUCUAUUUUCUAACUUAAAUGCAAUUUAAUAUGUAAAUCUCUGCACUUUUGUGUGAGCCUACAAAUGUGUAUGUGUUGGGAGUUUUUCACUCCCUGGUAUUUCUUAAUAAAGAAAUCUUUCUUUUGGGGGGAAGCCAAUUAAUGAAGGAGACUUGAAUGAUUUUAGAAAUACAGGGCUGUCUGUUUC
This is a messenger RNA of Nannospalax galili (Upper Galilee mountains blind mole rat), 4697 nucleotides long. It is a transcript of the gene Zdhhc9, whose product is annotated as zinc finger DHHC-type containing 9. Gene Ontology annotation, molecular function: protein-cysteine S-palmitoyltransferase activity. The transcript is spliced from 11 exons. NCBI's taxonomy places the organism in Eukaryota, Metazoa, Chordata, Mammalia, Rodentia, Spalacidae. Gene Ontology annotation, cellular component: Golgi apparatus; endoplasmic reticulum. The coding region runs from base 455 to 1549 and encodes 364 amino acids. Gene Ontology annotation, biological process: peptidyl-L-cysteine S-palmitoylation; protein targeting to membrane. The record is from RefSeq and is a predicted model, not a curated record.